UAACGGUCGUAACGGACCAUGGGCGACUCUCUGUGGAGAUAUUACUUUGGAGUUCUAUUCAUCGCGUGCAAGGUGAACCUGUCCCGCGCGCUCAUCCUGGACUCCAUAUACUGGAACACGACGAACACCAAGUUCGUGCCAGGACAGGGUCUGGUGCUGUAUCCACAGAUCGGGAUAAGAUGGACAUAGUUUGCCCACGCAUGGAGGGCGGCUCAACAGAAGGAGUGGAGUAUUAUAAACUCUAUAUGGUUCCUCUGGAACAGCUGAAGUCCUGUCAGGUCACAAAGGCAGAUACGCCUCUACUCAACUGUGUCAAACCGGACCAGGACGUCAAAUUCACCCUCAAAUUCCAGGAGUUCAGCCCAAACCUUUGGGGCCUGGAGUUCUUCAGGGGGAAAGACUACUACAUUAUCU
Molecule: messenger RNA, 414 nt
Organism: Carassius auratus (goldfish)
Lineage: Eukaryota; Metazoa; Chordata; Actinopteri; Cypriniformes; Cyprinidae
Product: ephrin-B2a
Biological process (GO): blood vessel morphogenesis; ephrin receptor signaling pathway; axon guidance
Cellular component (GO): plasma membrane
Molecular function (GO): ephrin receptor binding
Source: RefSeq, a predicted model, not a curated record